AUGGACGCCUAUGUGCGAGCCAUCGGGGCCAUCAAGGCCACCGGCGACGCAUACGUCGACUGGCGAACGCGCCGCGGCUCCGAGGACGGCGCCUCGUCUGACCGCGACGUCUGGCAGCGCAGCCUCAACGAGUUCAUCCCGAGAGAUUGGUACCUGUGCUGGCCCAGUCACGAGCAGGCCGGAUUCUUGCACGACCUGAGCGAGGUGCGGAAAGUGUUCGAGCGCAAUUUGGCCGACAAGGGCGCGUCGCUGCCUGGCGCAGGAAUCCAGUCCCUCAUGCCAACCCUCGCGAGGAUGCUCCACUCCUUCAGCCGCUUCGAGCACUACGUCCGGUGCAUCUCGCGCAUCGUCGGCGAAUGGUUCGCCGAGGACAUCCUCACGUACGUCGACGAGCAGCAUUAUGCCACACAGCCUGGUUUCAAGAAGAGCGAGGUCUGCGGCGAGCUCUUCAACGUCUACCCGGGCGUCCUCCGCCGCGAGCUGGGCGUUGACGAGGUCCGGAACUACCUCAAGGGCGCCAAGCCGAUUCGGGAGAACAAGCUCUGGGCCGUCUUCCAGAUGGUCUCCGUCUGCAAGACCAAGUGGCUGGAAGAAGGCCGUACCGAGUGA
Rhodotorula graminis WP1 is the source of this 609-nucleotide messenger RNA. RefSeq lists its product as uncharacterized. The coding region runs from base 1 to 609 and encodes 202 amino acids. Lineage: Eukaryota; Fungi; Basidiomycota; Microbotryomycetes; Sporidiobolales; Sporidiobolaceae. The transcript has 5 exons. The record is from RefSeq and is a predicted model, not a curated record.